AUGUCUCAUCUCCCCAGGGAGCGCGACUUUGACGUCCUCAUCUUCGGUGCGAGCGGCUACACGGGCGAGCGAGUUGCGCGCACGCUCUCAAAGUGGUCCAUGCCCGGAGGCGCCUGGGCAACCGUCCGUUGGGCCAUCGCUGGCCGCUCGCAGAAGAAGCUCGACGGCAUGCUCGGCGGGCUGGCGAGUCCACCGACCGGUGUGGUGAUCGCUGAUACGUCGGACGAGGCCUCGCUGCGCGCAAUGUCCGCACGCACGCAUGUGCUCAUGAACGCAACCGGGCCGUACCGCUUCUACGGCGAGGCGGUGGUGAGCGCCUGCAUCGCAACAACGACGAACUACUGCGACCUGUGCGGUGAGCCCGAGUUCAUCGACCGAUGCCAGCUCAAGCACUCGGACGCCGCCCGCACGGCAGGCGUGCUGGUCGUCCACGCGUGUGCCUUUGACAGCGUGCCGGCUGAUCUCGGCACGCUCUUCACGGCGAUGCAGUUCCCGCCGCCCGCCCUGUGCGCGCACGCGGACAUGUACCACGUGGUCUCGGUCGAGGGGAGUCCACCUGGCGCGAGCGGGCACGCGACCACCUUUCGCGCCGCGGUCCACGGCUUUGGUGGCGCGGGCGAGACGCGCGCGCAGCGCAAGGCGUCUGCUCGCCGCGAUAGAGCGCUGCUCGCCAAGCUCGAAGAGGAGGCGCCGGGGAGCUCGAGGCCGCCGCCGCCGCUCGGCCCGAAGCUCAAGGCGCUCGCGCGGUACUCGUUCCUCUUCCCCGGCGCCGACGUCGCCGUCGUCCGCACCUCGCAGCGCGCGCUCGCGAGGCAGCCGCGGCGGGCGGGGGAGCCCUAUCUGACGCCGCAGUUUGGCGCGAGCUUCACGGACCGCGCCGCGACCGUCUUAGUCUCGGGCCCCGAGCCGGGCUACAUCGCCACCGCACUCAUGUUCCUCAGCAUGGCCCGUUUCAUCAAGGAGGAGCGGCGGCGGCUCCCCAUAGUUGGUGGCGUGUUCACGCCGGGCGGCCUCGUCGGCUCCGGAGGCGCCGCCGCCAUCACCGCCCUCGUCGAUGCCCUCCGCGCCGUCGGCAUCCGAUUCGAGGUGGAGGAGGCUCUGCAUGCGAUCGACGACUCGCGCACACAACUGGGGGUGUGGGGCCCGCCCGCUGCGGCUCGCUCAAAAUUGUGAUGUGUCACAUGCCAUGUGUUACUUUUUAAAUGAAUUUCAGAAUUGAAA
Emiliania huxleyi CCMP1516 is the source of this 1221-nucleotide messenger RNA. RefSeq lists its product as hypothetical. The coding region runs from base 1 to 1173 and encodes 390 amino acids. The transcript is spliced from 4 exons. NCBI's taxonomy places the organism in Eukaryota, Haptophyta, Isochrysidales, Noelaerhabdaceae. The record is from RefSeq and is a predicted model, not a curated record. Gene Ontology annotation, biological process: glycolipid biosynthetic process. Gene Ontology annotation, cellular component: mitochondrion; plasma membrane; lipid droplet.